Molecule: messenger RNA, 761 nt
Organism: Rhipicephalus microplus (southern cattle tick)
Lineage: Eukaryota; Metazoa; Arthropoda; Arachnida; Ixodida; Ixodidae
Source: RefSeq, a predicted model, not a curated record
GUAGAGAAGCCUUGGAAGAGAAAAAACGCCAUAGAAUAAAACAAGAGUGAGAAAGUUGAGAGGGCAGCACCGCGCGUGUAGACGAGGCGCACAUUUUGCAGGCAGGCAGGCAUCGGUGACACCCAUUCGCUCGCGACUCCAAAACCUUCUUGUGUUGUGGUGAACACCUACGUCAAGUUUCUACAAUGAAUCGCUACGUGAUUGCACUGGUUGGCGCGGCUCUGCUGGUAACAGCAGCCUCGGCUGCACCUGCCAAGGAAGCGGCGCCAGAGGGAGACAGGCCACCGGUUUCCGCCGGUGGACUCCUGGAUGCCUUCAGAUCAGUCGGAAGCGAGUUCCAGCGCGUUGCUGAUGGUUUCCCGCUGAGCUUCAACAACGCGGCCUCACGCUUGCAGACGUUUGCCGAAGGGUCUGGCGACAACGUGGGCAAGUCUGCCAACGACGCCUUCCAGUUCACGAGGCAACUGUUCAAGCCUCUGCGUAACGAGGACGUGCAGCCGCCCUCCACGUAGAUAACGACUUCGCGCACUCCAUUUGUCCGCGGGGCAAAUGUUUAUCUAAACAUGCUCGAUCUAUAGGUGUUACUCCGCACUGCGGCUGCCGGUCGCUCUAUAUGUCUUACAAAAGAAACUCAUUACAUGACUUACAUGAAGUUCCGUUGAUUAAGUCUAAGGUUCUAGACUGGAAUCAUUUGCUCACCAGCGAGGAAUUGUUGAAGAGAGAUGAUUUACAUGUAAUAAACAGUUCCAUUUGGUGAUGGC